CGCAAGCGUGACUUCAAACUCACGGUCGGUCUCAUCCGAAGAGUGUGAACAUUCUUGUGUAGCGUAUUCUCCCACCAUUUUGCCGGAAAUUUGUCUGUCCUGUCAUAAUUGGUCUGCCGUUUAGAAAAAUACGUAGUUUUAUACAGGAAAAAACGGAACAGAGCUGUAUCAGUCUGCGUGAAGUGUCAGAAAGAGCGAGAAUCAGACAUGAUGAAGACCAUCCCUCAUUCACUCUUCUUCUUCGGCCCUUAACAUACAGUCUGGAAGCUUUAAAGUGCCAGGUACCACAACGGCCACAGAGGAGAGGGAAAGGAGGGAGUUGAGCCUUUCCUCUGCGCAACCUUCAUCAUCACUAUUAUCUUCCUCCUCUCCAUCUGCAAUGGAGAUUGCCCUGGCUCAUCCUGCCCUGAAGGCCUUUAUGUGUGGCUCUCUCAGUGGCACCUGCUCCACUCUGCUGUUCCAGCCGCUAGAUCUGGUGAAGACAAGACUGCAGACCCUGCAGAAUAACAGGCACCCUGGAGCUCCUAAAGUGGGGAUGAUUGCAGUCUUUUUCAAUGUGAUACGCACAGAGAAGCUGCUUGGCCUCUGGAAGGGGGUUUCACCGUCAUUUAUGCGCUGUAUCCCUGGUGUAGGGAUCUACUUCAGCACAUUUUACUCGCUGAAGCAGCAUUUCUUCCAGGAUGGCUCUCCAGGUGCUGGGGAGGCAGUGUUACUUGGGGCGGGGGCUCGUUGCGUUGCAGGCAUUGCCAUGCUUCCCAUCACAGUCAUUAAGACUCGUUUUGAGAGUGGACGAUAUAACUACAUUAGUGUGGCUGGAGCUCUUAAAAGUGUGUUUCAGAAUGAGGGUCCUAGGGCUCUUUACUCUGGGCUCACAGCAACUCUGCUCAGAGACGCCCCAUUCUCUGGCAUAUAUGUCAUGUUCUACAGCCAGGCCAAAAAGGCUUUAUCACAAGAGAUUAGCUCGUCACCCUUUGUCCCACUGGUUAAUUUUGGGUGUGGUGUAGUAGCUGGUAUUUUGGCCUCUCUGGCCACUCAACCAGCAGAUGUGGUAAAAACCCACAUGCAAGUGAGCCCAACCCUGUAUUGCAAGACCAGCGAUGCCAUACGCUUUGUUUAUGCUGAGCAUGGCUUGAGCGGGUUCUUUCGGGGAGCAGUUCCUCGUUCUCUCAGGAGAACUCUCAUGGCUGCCAUGGCCUGGACUGUGUACGAGCAGCUGAUGGCACGCAUGGGUCUGAAGUCCUAAACCUGCCCUACACUCUUUAUCUGUUGACUUUCAUACUGUGUGUCGUUUACAGAUAAUGUAUUUGCAGAUAAUUGUAGAAAGAUGCUAUUCUGUCAGCCUUUAAGGGUUUGACAAAAACGACAGCAGCUAGAACUGGGUACGGUACAGGAGACAGAUAGGUUGUAUGUGUGUGUGAGAGUGUCCGUGUAUGUUUGUGUUUUCAAGUGCAGUGAGUCUUUACCCUGUGACACCUCUGAGAGUGACAUUAGCAACUUGCCACAGUGUGUCUGUCAGCAUAAGGCUGUUGACGCCUGGAUAUUCAGACGGGUGUACAAUCAAGAAUAACAAUGAGAUCUACACAGGCAAACCAUGUACUGUCAGCUCACCCAAAACACUCCUUUCAAAAGAAGAAAAUCCUCAUUUUGGCAAACAACCAGUGAACUUACUAGGGCAAGUGCCCACCUUUGCUUUGUUGAGUUAGAAAUGUGUAACCCAACAAAGCAUCUUGUCUCUUGUUUCUGAGACAGUUCUUGAGCUUAGUUCUUUCAGUCAAAAUCCUUUUUAGGCUUAACAGGUGUCCAGGGUACUGGCUUUACUGAACUGACUUAAUUCUCCAGUGCUCAGACAAUCAGACUGAAUUACUCCAGGGUUAAGGAACUGAACUGACACUACAUGAACGUCUUACAGACAGACUUAAUCGGCUUUCGAAUUAUAUUAAUGCAUUUUUAUGCAAUGAUUUGUCCUAUGCUACUGAUCUCUGAGAUAGGAGAGAAUGGAAAGGUUUUUAGUACACAUUCCAAUACACUGGAUUUCUUUGUUUUCUUUCACAAAAUGAAACUGCAGUUUCCAGGGCACAGACAAAGCCAGGACUUGAUUUAAAUUUAAAACAAAAUUAAGAGAUAGACAUGGAAACAAACGUAAUAUUAUAACCAAAACAUAGGACCUGUUUUUAUAGUUACAGAGAAAGCAUGAUUUUUGAAUGGGAAAGUAGUCAGACCUACAAUACCUUAUUUAUUAAAUUAUUAUUUGAUUUGAUUGAUGUUGUUUUUUUUUAAUAUAAUUUUAAGACACAAUGGUUGCAUCAGGUGCUCAUUGUGAACACAUCUGUGUAAUGCUAAUACUGCAUCCGCCAUAAGCUUUUUCCUCAGUCUCUUCAGCAUUCUGUAUUUUGCCUAUGAAUACUUUUCACAUUUAGUGUUUGGGGUGUGACUUUACUCCAACAGUGCACAAAUUAACCUUGAGAGUUCAUAUUUGCACUAGAAUUGUUUUGAUUGAGUUGCAUAAACCAUUAUCAUCAGUUCAGUACAAGUUAUGCUCAGUCGAUUGCAUUUGUGACAAUGUAGAUUACCACAAAAAAAUCAUUUUGACUCAUCCCUCCUUUGGGAGGAAAAUAGCAAAAUGAGGCACUUACAGUGGAAGUUAAUGGGGCCUAAUUGUUAACAGAGCUUAACUUUUAUUGAACCCAAAAUAUUACUUUUAAUCCUUACUGGAAGUGCUCAAGUCAUAAUUUCAUACAUUCAUCAGAAUUCACUCCAGUAAUUUAAUGCUGUUUUUAAUGUUUAAAUUGUUAACAUUUGGUUGGUGUCUGCCUAUAUACUGCAGAAUGCAGUUUAAUCCCCAUAUAUUAUAAACUAAGUAAGUGUUGAGGGGAAAAUGGAGCCAAAUAAUAUUAAAUUUUUUUUAUCUGUUUUGAGGUGGAUUUGUAAGUUUUUAUCACACUGCACACUACAUAAACCCAAAAGUCAUAGUUUGUGAAAGCACUUUAAAUUCUGUGACAUUAACUCCAUGAAACCUGAAGCUGGUUGGUAUGUGUGUGUUGGUCAGAUAUGUUGUGGAUCCACAUUGCUGUGUGUAUGUAAGCCAUUGUACUUUGUGCAGUACAGUGAAGAUAUUAUUUUGCCUUCAUGCAAUCAGUAUUAUCUCUUCAGCAUUUAUUUUCUUAUUGACUUGAUUGUUGACAUUUUGUAAGUUUGUGGGUGUACUGUAUUUGCACAUGCAAAUGUUGUGCCUAUGUUAUAUGUGAAUAAAUCUGCCCCAUUAUAUAAAGGGUAGUGAUGUGUUUGCUGUUUUUGCUCAGUACAUAAACCUACACUACAUUUUUUUUUUUUUAGGCUUUUGCCACUGG
This is a messenger RNA of Xyrauchen texanus (razorback sucker), 3347 nucleotides long. It is a transcript of the gene slc25a38b, whose product is annotated as solute carrier family 25 member 38b. Gene Ontology annotation, molecular function: glycine transmembrane transporter activity. NCBI's taxonomy places the organism in Eukaryota, Metazoa, Chordata, Actinopteri, Cypriniformes, Catostomidae. Gene Ontology annotation, biological process: glycine import into mitochondrion. Gene Ontology annotation, cellular component: mitochondrion; mitochondrial inner membrane. The record is from RefSeq and is a predicted model, not a curated record. The transcript has 9 exons. Bases 380 to 1243 code for a protein of 287 amino acids.